Meloidogyne enterolobii is the source of this 481-nucleotide messenger RNA. NCBI's taxonomy places the organism in Eukaryota, Metazoa, Nematoda, Chromadorea, Rhabditida, Meloidogynidae. The record is from the annotation of a GenBank genome assembly.
UUCAAUGCGAAAUUCUGUUAAACACAACAAGCAACAAAAUAAAGUUCAGGAAGCAUCAAAGGAUCUAACUAGCGGCGGUGGGGUGGAAUCUUCUGUCGAACCUCAAAUUCAAAAAAAUGAAGAAAUCACAAAAAAGAACACAAGUAAAGGUAAUGGAAAAAAGUUUAAUAAAAGUGAAUAUAUGAAAAUUUACCGUCAAAACAAUAAGGAAAAGAAUCGAGAAUACUUUCGAAAUUACUAUAAAAAUAAUAAGGAAAAGUGGAAGGAAUAUGAUAGAAAAUGCAUCCAAAAUGAAGAAAAAAAACGAGAAAGUUUCCGAAAUUACUACCAAAAUAAUAGAGAGAAGAAACGAUAAUAUUAUCGAAAAUAUCGAGAAGCUAAUAAAGAAAAGAUCCGAGAAAAUGAACGGAAUUACUACCAAAAUACUAAAGAAAGGAGGAGGGAAUGUAAUCGGAAAUACCGAGAAAGAAGAAAAAAUAAA